UUCAUUUUACAAUAUCAAAUCCUCACAUUCAAAACACUCACCUAUUGUAAAAGAUGACCCCUUUCAUGUGCCUUCUAAUUUUGUUCAUUUCCUCAUUUCAUGAAAGAUUUUCACGACCGAAACGAUUUUAAUAACUAACCUGAAGAUCACCAUUGUUUUGCUCGUGUUUCCAACCACCAUAUAUUCCCCCAUCACCUUCUUGUUUUGAUCAAACUCAAUAUGGAAACUCCUUACAUUUCUCAUCCAUUAUUCAUCAUCUCAUUACCGGUGAUGCUGGUGGCGUUACCAUUAGCCGCCUCUCAAUCGUUCAAACGUUCUACUCCAGCAUACCCGUAUGAUAUCGGGCUAAAACUCAAUUCGACCAUGAAAAUCAUAAUAAUUGCAGCCAUCUUCAGCUUGGGUUUAAUUUCCUUUUUUUCGUUAUUCUUCCGCAAGUGUUUAGACACCUCUUCUUUCGAGUCUCGCUUGCCUCAUCCGCUAGGUACCAAUCUCGCUUCGCGAAUAAAAUUCCCAUGCGGCCUUGAUAAAAAAAUCAUUGAGUCGUUUCCAGUGUUUCCUUAUUCUGAUGUAAAAGAACUCAAAAUUGGCAAAGGAUGCUUGGAAUGUGCUGUGUGCUUAUCCGAGUUUGCGGACCAUGAACGCCUUCGGUUUCUACCGAAUUGCCAUCAUGUGUUUCAUCUUGACUGUAUUGAUUCGUGGUUAGCUUCUCAUGCCACAUGUCCAGUCUGCCGAGCUGACCUCACUGUACCCAUUCCGGACGCUCAAUCUGAGUUGAACCAGUUGCAAAUGGGUGAAUCAGGUACUGAAACCGAAACUGAAACUGAAACUGAAACUGAAAAUUAUUACCCAGAUUCAAUUCAAGUAGUAGAAGAGCGAGCCGCCCCGACGUUCCCAAGAUCGCACUCCACAGGUCACUCGCUGGCUUCACCAGGAGAGAACUGUGAGAGAUACACAUUAAGGUUGCCAGAGGAUGUUCGAAAGCAAAUUGUUACGUUAAAAAGAGCAAAGAGUUGUGGUUCCGGAGUUGACGGAAAUUUACUGAGAGGUGGUGCAGAUGGUGACAGAGUCGGACGUCGUUGGAACUUCACUGUGGCAGGGAUGCUGGGUUUUAUGGCGAAAACCGGUUCUACUGGUAAAAAUGAUCCGGGUCAAUCAUCUUCAUUUGCGGGUUUCUCGGUUAAGAAUCUUGUCGUUUAAGUGUCACUGUGUUUGGUUUGAAAACAAUAAUAAUGGAGUUGAUUGG
Molecule: messenger RNA, 1243 nt
Organism: Helianthus annuus (common sunflower)
Lineage: Eukaryota; Viridiplantae; Streptophyta; Magnoliopsida; Asterales; Asteraceae
Product: E3 ubiquitin-protein ligase ATL6
Exons: 1
Coding region: 220-1197 (325 amino acids)
Source: RefSeq, a predicted model, not a curated record